GAAGCUGGGGUCACUUCCUGCUCCGUCCCAGUCACCCUGAGCUGGUCCCGGGUCCUCAGCCCGGGAUCACCCCUCGAGGAGGACCCCGGCGUCCUCGGCAGCCGGCCCGCCGCCCCCCGGGCCGGGCAUCCAAGGGGUUAAGUCCCCGGGGCCGGACCCCGCCGCCCGCCUUCCCAGACCCCAGAGCCGGUCCCUGGAGCACUGGGCAGCCCUGAGCCCUGGGAUGGAGCCCGAAGCCGUGCUGUGGGGCCCGGACCUGCGGGGUCCUGAACGGAGCCCCAGCGAUGCUCACAGAGGUGAGGGGCACAAGAAGGGACAGCAGUCCUGACAAGACAGUGGCCCCAGUUCAGGGAGGGGCCCAGACUCCGGGGAGGGGAGAGAGACUGACCCCGUGUUCUGAAAGGAGAUGGGGGCUGGAGACUCCCUUUCUCUCUGUAGGUGCCGAGAGUGGGAACGAAGAGGAGAGCCCUCAGCAGGACAGUUCUGGGGAGGAGAUCAUCUUGGGCGAUCCAGCUCAGAGUCCAGAAUUCAAGGACCCACCAGAGAUGCCCCCGGAGAGACCCUCCCAGGAUCCCUCAGCCCCCCAGGACCCCCCCUCUCCACUGGGCCACCCCCACCCCCUGGACCACCAGACUCCUCUUGACCCCCCAACCCCUGAGGUAGUCCCUACCCCGGCUGACUGGACCAAGGCCUGCGAGGCCAGUUGGCAGUGGGGGGCUCUGACCACCUGGAACAGCCCCCCGGUGGUCCCCGCCAACGAGUCCAGCCUGCGGGAGCUGGUGCAAGGCCGCCCCUCCGGGGCCGAGAAGCCCUACAUCUGCAACGAGUGCGGCAAGAGCUUCAGCCAGUGGUCCAAGCUGCUGCGGCACCAGCGCAUCCACACGGGCGAGCGCCCCAACACCUGCUCCGAGUGCGGCAAGAGCUUCACGCAGAGCUCGCACCUGGUGCAGCACCAGCGCACGCACACCGGCGAGAAGCCCUACAAGUGCCCGGACUGCGGCAAGUGCUUCAGCUGGAGCUCCAACCUGGUGCAGCACCAGCGCACGCACACGGGCGAGAAGCCCUACAAGUGCACCGAGUGCGAGAAGGCCUUCACCCAGAGCACCAACCUCAUCAAGCACCAGCGCUCGCACACGGGCGAGAAGCCCUACAAGUGCGGCGAGUGCCGGCGCGCCUUCUACCGCAGCUCCGACCUCAUCCAGCACCAGGCCACGCACACCGGCGAGAAGCCCUACAAGUGCCCCGAGUGCGGCAAGCGCUUCGGCCAGAACCACAACCUCCUCAAGCACCAGAAGAUCCACGCGGGCGAGAAGCCGUACCGCUGCACGGAGUGCGGCAAGAGCUUCAUCCAGAGCUCGGAGCUGACGCAGCACCAGCGCACGCACACCGGCGAGAAGCCCUACGAGUGCCUCGAGUGCGGCAAGAGCUUCGGCCACAGCUCCACCCUCAUCAAGCACCAGCGGACCCACCUGCGCGAGGACCCCUUCAAGUGCCCGGUGUGCGGCAAGACCUUCACGCUGAGCGCCACGCUGCUGCGGCACCAGCGCACGCACACGGGCGAGCGGCCCUACAAGUGCCCCGAGUGCGGCAAGAGCUUCAGCGUCAGCUCCAACCUCAUCAACCACCAGCGCAUCCACCGCGGCGAGCGGCCCUACAUCUGCGCCGACUGCGGCAAGAGCUUCAUCAUGAGCUCCACGCUCAUCCGCCACCAGCGCAUCCACACGGGCGAGAAGCCCUACAAGUGCUCCGACUGCGGCAAGAGCUUCAUCCGCAGCUCCCACCUCAUCCAGCACCGCCGCACCCACACGGGCGAGAAGCCCUACAAGUGCCCCGAGUGCGGCAAGAGCUUCAGCCAGAGCUCGAACCUCAUCACGCACGUGCGCACCCACAUGGACGAGAACCUGUUCGUGUGCUCCGACUGCGGGAAGGCCUUCCUGGAGGCCCAUGAGCUGGAGCAGCACCGCGUGAUCCACGAGAGAGGGAAGACGCCGGCCCGGAGAGCGCAGGGCGACGCUCUGCUGGGGCUCGGGGACCCCGCCCUGCUCACCCCGCCCCCUGGAGCCAAACCGCACAAGUGUCUUGUCUGCGGAAAGGGGUUCAACGACGAGGGCAUUUUCAUGCAGCACCAGAGGGUCCACAUCGGAGAAAACCCCUACAGAAAUUCCGACGGCCUCCCCGCCCACCCAGCCCCCAGGCCUCCUCAGCUCCGGCCUCCCAGGCUCCCUUUUGGAGGCAACUCCUACCCAGGUGCUUCCGAGGGCAGAGCUGACCCCCUUAAAGUGCCCGAGGGCCAGGAGGGCUUCAGCCAGAGGCUGGGCCUGCUCUCCCCCAAGUCCUACAUUUGUUCCCACUGUGGGGAAAGCUUUCUGGAUCGGGCCGUGCUCCUCCAACACCAGCUCACCCACGGCAACGAGAAGCCCCUUCUCCUUCCUGAUUAUAGGAUUGGCUUAGCAGAAGGGGCGGGGCCCAGUCCCUUCCUAAGUGGAAAGCCCUUUAAAUGCCCUGAGUGCAAAAAAAGCUUUGGGCUCAGCUCUGAGCUGCUGCUGCACCAGAAAGUCCAUGCAGGUGGGAAAACGCAGAAGAGUCCAGAGCUGGGCAAGAGCUCCUCUGUCCUCCUGGAGCACCUCAGGAGCCCCCUGGGGGCCAGACCCUACAGCUGCUCAGAUUGUGGGGCCUCCUUCCUGGAUCGCCUGGCACUCGUCCGGCACCAGGAGACACACACCCAAGAAGAGUCCUCCAGACCAGAAGACCCCCUUCCAGAGCCAGUCACCCCACCCCCAAGCCAGGAAGGAGAAAGGGAGGCCCCCACACCCGCAGGGAGCAGCAGCCAUGGGGAAGGGGAAACCCCCAAAACGCUCUUGGAGGAAAAGCCCUAUCGGUGCCCCGAGUGUGGAGAUGGCUUCACAGAGGUCGCAGCCCUCCUCCUCCAUAGGAGCUGCCACCCAGGGGUUGCCCUGUGACAUGGGUCUGGAGGCCGGGGCCUCUCUCUCCUGAGAGGAACACUGGAUCUCCCCAAAUAUUGUACGAGAAAAGAAAGAAAACCCUCUCAGAUUGUAGACGUGUGGAUGAUAAAGGACCCCGGGUAAAAUAGUGCUUUUAUAUCAGUGGUAAGAAACCCUAUAAAUUGUUGGUGGGAACCACUUAUAAUGCAGUAGAGAAAAACCGUUGGGUUAGAAACCCUAUAAAUACGUAGGAGAAAAGCCCUUUAAGUCUGUAGCAGAAGAUCCCUAUACACUAUAGUGGAUAAAAGCCCUAUUAAUUGUAGGAUGAGGUCCCGUAUGUCUCUAGACAACCCUAGCAAACUGUUCUGAAAUCCUUGUAAACCUGGAGGGUCGGGGAAAUGCAGGGACUAUAGCCAGGGCAUUGACUUGGGAGCAGGGACCCUCAGAAGGUGUAAAAGAACCUCCCGUGAACUUGUCCAACAGUGUUCUUUCUCUCCUCCUGGCACGUGGGAGGGAGCUCAUCCCCAGAAGCCUUGGACAGUUACCCUGAGUAAAUGUGGGAACUGGAAAAGGAAGGAAACAAAGACAGGACAAAAAUAAGUGAUGAAGAGCCCUCAGAUCCACAGAGGAGAAAUGGCCCAGGAACUAGGAGGAGAAAGUCCAGCUCAUUGCACUGGGGGUUCCUCGGGGCACAAGGCCAAUCCUAGACAAAUUGUGUGCUAAGAGGAACAGGCCCAUGGAAUUCCUUAGCAGAAAGAAGCCAAAAAUGGGGAAGGAAAAAAAUGUGAUGUUGAGCCUUUUAAAGGCUGAAGUUUGGGGUGCAUAUAACUUUAAGUGUAAGAGUACUGGGGAACCACCAAAAAAUUUUAGGGGGAAGAGUCAGGGGGUUCUGUUAGAGUGCUUUGAGGGAAGGAGGCCAGGUGGAGAAACUGUUCAGAUGGAACCCAGCUAACUCCCGGCUGUCUUCCCCGUUCCUGGGAGCUUGUUAAGCUGCAAGUGCGAGCAGACCCCAGCCAGGCAGGACACCCCUUUCCUGGGGACUUCUGUUCUGAGAGGCCUCCAGGAAUGGAAGGUCCCUCCUGCUUACAUCUCAGGUCUCACUGACAGGAGGUUCCUCCUGAACCCUAACUGCCACCCGUGUCACUGCAGUGGCAGCCCGUUUCCUUGAAUUCUGUCCUCGGUGAAGAGGGAGAACUGCUGCUAGUUGACCUCCAAAGAAUAAAGCCCUUCCCCUUGGGAGACGCAAGGCCUGUGUGCGCAUAAAUCCUCUCCAGCGUGCUCUUCUGCAAGUCAGCGGGAGCUCUGGUAGGUUCUCUGGCAACGAGAGACAGCAAGUUAAGAGAAUAGAGAGAUUUGAUUGGUCAGCGAUCUGCUCUUAAACCCCACUCUCUCCUCUGAGCUGAUAGCAAGGCUGCUGGCAGGACUAGCCAGCCUGUACAGUGAUGGGUAUCCAAACACCCCACAGAAGAGAAUAAGGAGGCCCGACCACCUUCCUCACCCCAUACCUGGAGCCCUCUAAAGUGACAACCCAGCCGGAUGGUGGUCUUGGGAAGGGAUGGAUUCCACCUACUUGACUCCUCUCCUCAGUCAGAAACCUUCAGAGGGAAACGGAAAGAUGAGAGCCACACCCCUGCCAGCCCCAUCUCCUGUUCUCACACACCAGUUACCCGCUUUCAUUAACCCAGCCAGACCUGCGAACGUGACUGGAUGUAUGCGGCAGGGGAGAGACUGCUGCCCUCUGAAAUGGUUGGAGAAAACUCUUGAAACAUCGGUAACAAGAACCCAUCCCCUGACCUUGGAGACACCAUCCAGUGCUGGGUCCAAAGGAAGUGCCCACUGACCCCAGUAAUGCACCGUGGUCCUGGAGUAAGACCCAACGUGCCAGGAGAGGUGGGCCCUUCAGGAGUCACGUCCCCGGGAGGGUGACCUGGAACCCUACAAGGCUGCGGAAGAGACGUCUCAUUUCAUUACCUGAAGUUCAAAAGGUGACAGUCCACCUCUCAUCUCCCCUGCCCCCAAAAGGAUAACCCUCGAAUUCAAAGGAUAAAAUCUAGAACACUAGGAGGAAAAGGCCAGGCCUGCGGGGAGGAGAAGGCAGGCAUGGCAUGAUUGUGGGGAGACCCUUCCUACCGUCUGCAUUGAAGUCCCACCCGACCCAAGUGCAAGGUCGGAAAGCACUACUGAGGGGAGGCGCCUGCCUGCGGGAGCUCUGCCAACAGAAGCCUCACGAAGGGCCGUCCCCGUGAGACAGGACCGGACACAGUCCUCCACGUCAGAGCAGAUUCUUUUCCCUCUAAGAUGGCAGCAGAAAGAAACUCCAGUGGGAGGCAAACCCCCUUUAAAGGUAGAAGCAGAACCCCCCAAACCGUCUGAGAAAUCUGUCUCCGGGAGAGUCCUGGGGAGCAGCCUUCGGAGCUCAGGGGCCAGUCCAGGGGGAGGUGGUCAGUGUGGCCAAAGGCCGGCUGCGGGCCUGUUGAGGACCUGGGUGUAGCUUAUGUAGUGGGGUGCUCGCAUGUUGUAGGAACGGGUUAGGGCCAGGAGUUGAGGCUCCGGUACUUCAGUGGAUGAUGUGGAUUCGAUGAGUUGGGGUCUGGGGUUUUGUAGCAGGAAAGGGGCAGAGUCAGAGACCUUUGGGGUAUGACCUGUUCUCCGUUGCCCACUUCCCCAAACUCCUUAAGCCAGUGCUCCUCUCCCAGAACAAGUUACAUCUCGGGAGGAACUAAGCAGGGGAUUGGUUGGGCAGGUGGCAAUGUCCAGAGUCCCUCUGACCAGCUCAGGCAGAGGCCCGGAUCGUCCUGGAAGGCCUCUUGUCCAACUCCACGCAGGCCUGACUCUUCAGAAGUGCCCACUGAGGAGCCCAGCAGCGAGGGUCACAGAGUCAUUGGUGAACGCAGAGGGAAGAAUAGAAACUGAUCCGAGCUUAGGGUGAAACUCGAAACUGCUAUGGAUAUGGAGGUCAGAAGGGAACUCGAAAGAACUGGGCAUGAAUCCUGAAUGAUGGGGAAACUUGAAACCAUCACCGAGAGGGGGUUCCAUGGCACCUGCCCCUGAGGUGAGCAGCCCCAAACUCCUUUGCCCUCAUUAGGGAAGCCCCUCACCUUACUUGUGCCCCUGGAGUGAAGAGAGGCCCCACUUUUGAGUGUUGUGUGUCAAUAACAGUGUUGUGUCACUGGUGGUCAUGUUGAUUAGUAGAAGAGAAUAAAGGGAAUAAGAUUUCCCAGG
Myotis daubentonii (Daubenton's bat) is the source of this 6164-nucleotide messenger RNA. RefSeq names its product zinc finger protein 629 (gene ZNF629). The record is from RefSeq and is a predicted model, not a curated record. Gene Ontology annotation, molecular function: DNA-binding transcription factor activity, RNA polymerase II-specific; RNA polymerase II cis-regulatory region sequence-specific DNA binding. Gene Ontology annotation, biological process: regulation of transcription by RNA polymerase II. NCBI's taxonomy places the organism in Eukaryota, Metazoa, Chordata, Mammalia, Chiroptera, Vespertilionidae.